This is a messenger RNA of Pseudozyma flocculosa PF-1, 480 nucleotides long. RefSeq lists its product as uncharacterized. Lineage: Eukaryota; Fungi; Basidiomycota; Ustilaginomycetes; Ustilaginales; Ustilaginaceae. The record is from RefSeq and is a predicted model, not a curated record. The transcript is spliced from 4 exons. Bases 1 to 480 code for a protein of 159 amino acids. Gene Ontology annotation, cellular component: membrane.
AUGUCGUUCCUCUCGCCCGCCGCCUUUUUCGCCUCGUUCCAGAGCAACGCCCACAACCUCUCGUUCUACACCAUCCCCGCCGCCUGGGCCCUCGCCAUCGCCCCGCACUUUUACGCCGUCUCGCUGUCCAAGGGCAAGUUCACCAACUCGUCGCCCCGCCAGUACCUCGCCGACAUCAUCAAGAAGGAAAACAAGACGGCCGACGACAAGAAGUACGUCCGCGCCGAGGCUGCCAACGCCAACGGAUUUGAAAACCUCGCCUUCUUCGCCUCGGCCGUCAUCGCCGGAAACAUUGCCGGCGUGCCCGCCCACGAGCUCAACGCCCUCUCGUUUGGCUACCUCUUCAGCCGUGCCAUCUUCAACUACCUCUACAUCACCGUCGAGGACGAGACCAAGGCCACGCUCCGCUCCGCCUCGUUCCUCGCUGGCAUCGGCAUGAUCUUUACCCUCUUCAUCCGUGCGGGCAACAAGGCCUUCUAA